This is a messenger RNA of Thlaspi arvense, 1779 nucleotides long. The record is from the annotation of a GenBank genome assembly. NCBI's taxonomy places the organism in Eukaryota, Viridiplantae, Streptophyta, Magnoliopsida, Brassicales, Brassicaceae.
AUGACAUCUACUAGCGGCGCGAAGAUCUCAAUGUUUGGUGCCAAGUCUGGAUUCGUUAUCCCUAAAAACAAGCUAUCUGGAUCACUAAUCCCGAUUUUUCAACGUGGGAAAACCCUGGGAGGUUCCGAUGCGGAUAAUGAACUGCUCGUGAAGCUUGGGAAGAGGAAGAGUAAAUGGGGACCUGAUUUGACACAAGAUACUGCAGCCAAGAAGGGACGAGCUUUAGCUUACCAGAUUGCUGAACAUCUGGAGUUAGAAAAACGUGAAGUAAUUGGGGAGAUACUCGAGUUGAAUCCCAGGUACAAGGCUCCACCUGAUUAUAAGCCAUUGCUGAAGGAAGCUAGAUUGCCGAUCAAUGUCAAAGAACAUUCUGACUUUAGCUUUUUAAGUCUCAUAUUUGGUUCGCAAGGUGAUACUCAGAAGCGGCUCGAGAAAGAGACUGGAGCCAAAGUUCAAAUUUUUGGUACUAAAACAGGAGGAGAGAAGGUUGAGCUCUCUCCUUCAGAUGAAAAUGAGAUCCAGACGUCUUGGCAAGAGUUAUAUUUUCAGAUAUCAUCUGACACUUACGAAAAAGUGGAUGCAGCUAUUGCUGUAAUUGAGCUGCUUAUCUCAUCAGUGUCUGAAAAUUCAGGAGCUGGCACUGCUCCUCCAUCUCCCAAAUCUGAAGACAUCACAGCCAUUCCAGGCGACAGCAACACGACUGCUACAGACCCAAGCUCCGAACAGCCAACGAACUGCUCUGUACAACCUCCACAAAGCCAAUUCCAAGAGCAUGGUUCCUCUUUUCCAUUGGCUUCAAAUCAAGUUCCCUUUUAUCCACCUCUUAAUCCCUCUGCUCCAAGUCUUGGUAAUCGUAUCCAGGAGCAAGGACUGCUAACCAAUUCUAUGAACCCCAAUCCUCCUUUUCCCCAGCAACCACUUCCAAUCCCUCAUAACACAUCAUUACGUCCUGAUUUUCAACUCCCUCGUCAUCCAGAUUUGUUCUCUUUUAACCUUUCAAACACACCAAGGCCCUACUCCGUGGCUGCCUCACAAGGACCGUUUGCUCAACCGGGUCUUUCGACUGCGUCUCCAUAUUCCGGCAGUCAGGUACAACCAAUCGGACCGCGAUCUACAAUGAGGCCGUCGACAUUAUUGACUUUCCCACCUGUACCUAGCAGUGUCUUUAGACCAACGCCGUUGCCAGACAUAGUCUCAAGCAACAUUGCCCAAUCAAUACGGCCUCUGGCUCCUAACUUCACUCCACAUCCGGUAGCUCAUCAGCCAGUGUCAGCACAUAUUCCUGGCAGGCUCGCAGGUCCUGUUCCUACGUUUACAUUCAUAAAUCCCCCCACAAAUUCAGGCCAUAGGCCAUCUCACGGGGAUUUCGGUUUCCUUAAACAGCAACAGAUAUCUCCUAGACCCAACUCUCAAUCCGGUCAUCUCCCUCCUCUGGCAUUUCAAGCACCAUCCGUCACCCCAGCCUCUCAACAUUUUGGGCAAAGUUUCGCAAGAUCACAGCACUUUGGCAGGCAGAUGGAUCAACCCAUGAGCCACCCGCCUGCACUCUAUCAUGGUAACGAGAGAUCUUCUAACUUGCCGAGCUUUGGACGUCCGUUGCCGCAGAUGAUGCCUAGGAGCUUCCCUGGAUCUCAAUUCCCGCAGCAUUCUGCUCAUUUCCCUCCAAGACCAGUGUUUCAUCAUGAUAACCUGAACCCAAGUGGCCAGCCACAGAUUCGUCACCGGUUCAACGGCGGUGUGCAUCAAGUAUAUGACCCUUUUUCACCUAGUGACGCUUAA